Molecule: messenger RNA, 1818 nt
Organism: Bathycoccus prasinos
Lineage: Eukaryota; Viridiplantae; Chlorophyta; Mamiellophyceae; Mamiellales; Bathycoccaceae
Product: MATE efflux family protein
Exons: 1
Coding region: 1-1818 (605 amino acids)
Biological process (GO): transmembrane transport
Cellular component (GO): membrane
Molecular function (GO): xenobiotic transmembrane transporter activity; antiporter activity
Source: RefSeq, a predicted model, not a curated record
AUGUUGAGCUCGACGUCGUCGUCGAGGACGGGUGUCGCGAGCUCUUCUCCUUCGGGUGAAAAGAAUGUAAUGAGAAAAACGACGUGUCAAUUCUCGACCGGCAUCUCGACCUCCCAACACCGCGCGAAGAAGAAGAAGAAGAAGGAGGAAACGCUAAACUGCUCUGAGAAAAGGGGCGAGACGAUACAAACGAGAUCAUCGUUUGUUGUUCGCGCGACAAAAAGUGACGAACGCAGCUCCAGCGCGGGGGAGUAUUUCACGAGCAACAAAAACAAUACGUACACAUUAUCCUCUCACUCGAGGAAGAAGGACAAAAACAACAAUUUGGUCGCACACGCGUUUGAUGCGACCAUGGACGAGAAUAAAGAAGAUAAUAACAGCGAGAUCAAGAAAAUAGUAAAACCUAGAUUUGGCAUGGCUAUAGAUCCGGAAGUGUUACCUCGCAACGACGAGACGGAUAAGUUAAUCAUGAAACUGUUCAUACCGGCGGUGUUAAAUUUUCUUAUCAUUCCUUUGGUUGGCAUCGUUGACGUAUUUUGGGUAGGAAGAAUGGGCGAUGCGGUCGCGUUGGCAGCGCAAGGCGCGGCGAAUCAAGUUUUUCAGUCGGCAUUUUGGAUCAUAUCGUUCAUUCCUUCCGUAGUGGCGCCGAUGGUGGCGAGAGCGGCUGCGGGUGGGGAUAAAGCCGAGUUGCAGAAUAAAAUCGGCGAAGGGAUAUUUUGCGCGUUUAUAGUCGGUUUGUUCGGGAUGACUGUGAUGGGAUGUUUGAGGAAUCCUGCGUUAGGUUUAGUUGGUCUAGAUCCGGUUUCAGCGACUGGGAUACAAGCGGCGCCAUACAUCGGGAUUCGAGCGUUGACGUUUAUUCCGGCGAUUGUCAGUACGGUUGGAUUCGCGGCGUUUCGAGGUACGUUGGACGUGACGACGCCAAUGAAGAUUACGUUGGCGUCACAGUUAAUGAACGUUAUUUUAGAUCCGAUAUUUAUUUUUGGUUUUGGGAUGGUUAAAGCUUUAGGAGUGGCUGGUGCCGCGUUGGCGACGUCGAUGAGUGAGUUAGUCGCCGCUGGGUUGUACAUCGGGACUUUAUUGAAACGAAAUUUGGUUACGGUGAGGUCAAUAUUGAAACCGCCAGAUGCGAAAGCGAUUGGUGCUUUACUCGUUGGUGGCGCCGGAGUGCAGUUGCGAUCGCUUGCGCAAAAUAUUACGUUUUUAGCGGUGACGAGAACGAUUUUGACGAUGGAUAGUACGGGCACCGCGGCGGCGGCACAUACGGUUAGCUCGCAAGUUUUUCAGCUCGGCGCGAUUGCUAUCUUGGCGUUGUCGACGAUUGCGACGAUUUUGAUCCCGCAGCGAAUGCACUCGAAAGAGUUGGGCGGCCCGUUGGCGGCAAAAGCUGUCGCGGAUAGAUUGUUAGCUUGGGGCAUUCUAAUCGGAGUUUUCUUGUUCUUCAUGCAAUCGGCGGCAAUUUUUGCCCUUCCGUUUUUCACGCCGAUCAAAGACGUGCAGACAUUUGCUGUUUUACCGACCUUGAUUGGAGCGGCGUUGCAGCCAUUAAACGGUAUCGUAUUUGUUGCGGAAGGGUUGAUGCAAGGUCACCAAGCCUUUUUGCGACUUGCGGGCGGUAUGUUUGUGAGCACCGGGGUGAUGUUGACUGCGUUGAGAUUUGAAGGGUCGACGUUACCAGGCGUGUGGAUGUGCUUCGCAGCGUUCAACACGUGUCGACUUUUGUUUGCGUUGAGACAUCACUUCGUAGAUGGGCCGUUAGGGUGGAAGCACUUGAACGCGAAUCAGAUGAAAUGGGAAGAGACGAAUAAAUCGGCGUAA